AUGGGAUCUUAUAGCGAGAACAAGAAGCCGAACUUCCUCAUUAUAGUCGCCGAUGAUCUAGGAUACAGCGAUACAGGAUGCUUUGGGUCGGAGAUCGCGACUCCUGCGCUGGAUAAGCUCGCCCAGACAGGUGUCCGACUAACAAACUUCCAUACAGCAUCUGCUUGCUCACCAACCAGAUCGAUGUUGUUUUCCGGCACAGACAACCAUAUCGCGGGUCUAGGCCAAAUGACUGAGCACAUGGGCGGCAGGUCGAUUUACCAUGAUAAACCAGGGUACGAGGGAUAUCUUAAUUUUCGAGUCGCUGCUUUAUCGGAGAUUCUGCAGGACGGAGGAUAUGAGACUAUCAUGUCAGGCAAAUGGCAUCUAGGUUUGACGAAAGAGACUGCUCCUUGUUCUCGAGGCUUCGACAAAAGCUUUGUCUUUCUCUCUGGAUGCUGUAAUCACUAUAAUUACGAACCACAGCUGGACGACCCGAAGCAUUCCAUCUUUACCCCGAUGAACACCACCAACUUCUGGAUGGAGGACCAAACGUACAUUGACCGGACCAAAGAGCUCCCGCAGGACUUCUACUCAACGACAUCUUUCACAGACCAACUGGUAAACUACCUCUCGGAUCGAGAUGAUUCAGACAAGCCUUUCUUCGCGUACCUGCCCUUCACGGCUCCACAUUGGCCUCUUCAAGCCCCAAAGGAAGUAAUCGACAAAUACAAGGGCAUGUACGACGACGGGCCGGCAGCACUACGGUCGAAGCGUCUCCAACGGUUGAUCGAACUUGGCAUCGUCCCAGCAGACGUCGAACCCGCACCAAUGACACACGACCUGUGGAACACACUAUCCGCCGAAGAGCGAGCCAAGUCCGCCAAGUCAAUGGAAGUCUACGCCGCAAUGGUGGACGUAAUCGACACCAACGUUGGACGAGUGGUAUCCCACCUCGAGAAGACAGGCGAGCUCGACAACACAUUCAUCCUCUUCAUGUCGGACAAUGGCGCAGAGGGCGCCCUCCUGGAAGCCAUGCCGAUCAUGGGUGGCGAAACGACCGUCAACGCCAUCAUUGACAAGUACUACAACAACAGCCUCGAAAACAUGGGUGCCGCGGACUCGUAUAUCUGGUACGGGCCCGAAUGGGCAUGUGCAUCGAUGGCGCCGUCCAGAGGCUUCAAGACAUGGAUCACCGAGGGUGGCAUUCGUUGUCCAUGUAUCGUACGCUUCCCACAGCUCGACCGCCCAGCAGACUUCCAGACCAAUUCCUUCGCCACCGUCAUGGACAUCCUCCCCACGAUUCUCGAUCUCGCGGGCGUCGCGCACCCCGGCACACAGUAUCGAGGACGUGAAGUUGUGCCUGUGCGUGGCUCGUCCUGGGUCCCUCAUCUGCUCGGCAAAACGCCCUCUUUCCACGACGCGCAGAAUCACAUCACGGGCUGGGAGUUGUUUGGGCUCAGAGCAAUCCGCAAAGGCGACUGGAAAGCACUCUUUCAGACUGCGCCCAGGGGUAAAGAUCGCUGGGAACUUUACAAUUUGACUUCUGACGUGAGCGAGAUGCAUGAUCUUGCGGAACAAGAGCCAGAGAUCUUGAAGGAGUUGGUCUUACAUUGGGAAACCUAUUACGCCGAGACGGGCAUGUUUGACCCGGGACAUGAGUUCAAGUAUGUGAAGUACGCGUAG
Exophiala bonariae is the source of this 1665-nucleotide messenger RNA. RefSeq lists its product as uncharacterized. The transcript has 2 exons. The coding region runs from base 1 to 1665 and encodes 554 amino acids. Gene Ontology annotation, molecular function: arylsulfatase activity. The record is from RefSeq and is a predicted model, not a curated record. Lineage: Eukaryota; Fungi; Ascomycota; Eurotiomycetes; Chaetothyriales; Herpotrichiellaceae.